AAAACAACAACAACAACAACAAGAAUUUUGGGCGCAUGUAAACAAACAGGCUCAAUCGUGAUGAUAGCAUGCAGGAGAGAUGGCUACACACAAGCUGGCGAACCAGGGACCUUUCGUCUGUGCCAGUGCCGGUGCUUCUCUUGUGCUCGCUGUCGACGCUGUCUGUUAUCGACACCCAGAGGCCCCUGCAUUUGUUUGCGUCCACCAGCACAUUGGCGUCCCCCAGCUACUGCACACGUCCAGGCCAGCUAGCACCCGUCGCUGUCUCCAUUCGUUCAUCCGCCUGCUUGCGUGCCCUGCCCAUUGCUUAACCAAGACCAGCCGCCACAACCCACGCUGCCGAGCAAGGGACCAUCGUUUCUGUAACCACAUCUGGCUCACACACACCCCCGGCAGAUGUCCUCCAAAAACACAAACUCCCAUUUCUUGGACUCCUCGCCCUCGAAGGAGCUCUACAACGACGACUCAGAGAUGAUCUCGCUCUUGAACAACAUGUGGGGCUCCAACUACAACAACCCGAAAAACAACCCCAACGCCGCCAGCAGCAACCCGACCAACCACGCCGACUCCGUCCCCAGCAGACGUCUCACCUCCUCCGCCCUGAGUAUCGCUCACGACCACCUGAGCAAGCAGACCCCACACAAAACCCUCGCCAACUCCAGACAGCCGUCCAUUCCGACCGUGCCUGCCCACCACAUAAACUCGCAGCAUCACGACUCCCACCUCAUUUUCCUGGACUCGCCGAAUUUUGACUCCUUCAUCACCUUCACUCCGAACCAGAUACAGCCCUCCAACAAGCUCUUCUCAACCCAGAAACAGCACCAACACCAACACCAACACCAACACCAGCACCAGCACCAGUAUCAGCACGCAGGCCAUGGCUUGGCCAAAGAGCUUUCCAAAUCCCAGUUGCUACCUGCUCAGUACAUGCCCGUUGAGAACUUUGUGUCAAUAUCGCCCAGCUUACGCACUCCUUUGGCCAACAAAUCAAACGUCGAGGACCUUUUCGAUACCCCCUACUUGAACACAUUGUAUUCCACCUUCGCAAACACAACAAACACGGACGAGCUGGGUAACCAGAACAGCCAGCAGCUGCAUUCCCAACCUCAACAUGUAACAGAGAUAGCUUUUAUCCAGACACCUUUGACGGAAAAAUUAGACAAGAUAUUCAAAACACCAACAUCAAACGACAUUUUCAACUCCAAACAGUUUUUCGGAAACAGUACCAUCAAAAGAUUGACGAACAGUUACAUACCCAGCAAUACCAAUAGUGCAAUGAAAGUAAACCCGCAUGGCUAUCUUGUGGAUGAGUCUCACACUGGAGCCAUGAACCGAGGUACAUCCGGCCUUGUCAACAACAAUACAGACAAGAUUAUCGAAACAGAUUUUGCAAAUUUUAAAAAUUCUCCCUGCGUCAAGCAUAAACAAUAUGAAAUGAUCCAAAAGGAAAAAAUGAACAUGAAGAGCAACGAGAAGGUUUCCAAUCCAGGCUCAAACUUGUUGGCAACUGUAAGAGAAUCUGAAGAGUCUUCCAAGGCUGUUGUUCAGAAUUUUUUCCAAGCUCCAAUGGCAUUAUCCCAAAACACUUUCAACCCGGAGGCAAAAGAUCCAACAUCUGCCGCCAAUGCUAAAAUGUUGAAUAUGGUAGAACCGACUGUCACUACACCUAAGAAACUAAAGAGAUCAAGAAGUAAAAAGAAGCAAUCAAAUAAAGCAUCAAAACGUGGCAGUGGUGAUGAAGCUAAAAACAUUACACCAAACAGGUUUGGUGUAAUGAAGGGGACUUCAGUAAUAUCCAAAACUAACGUGGAUAAUAGCAUGCUUGAGAAUGAGGGGAUGAUAGAUUCAUCUCCUUCCACCAUUGUUGUCAGUUCUGCCUCCAAGUCUUCAACCAGAUUAACUGUGGUUCCAGGAAACAAGACUUUGGAAGCUUCUCCAACUCCAAUGAACAAGUACAUCAAUAGCGUACUUGCUGCAGAAAGCGUCCAGCAACAAGCUCAACUCAUCAGCACUCACAUCAUUGGCGACAUCAGCAACCACAGCCACAACGAUAUCAGCAGUAGUACCGACAAUAUUGUUGAUGAUGGCGAUAAGAAUCAUUUACACAGCCAUCACAACGAGAUUCUUAUCCCUAAUCACAUACAUAACAUCAGCAGCAACCACAUAAACAACAAUCUUUUCGUGCCCAAUGGUCAGGAGAACCCAAUGUUGGAUGUCAUGCCUACGGCACCAGUCAUGGGAGUAUUCAAGGAACAGAGCGCCAAGUCUUUAAGAAAAUACAAGACGCAGCCCUUGGGCUCGGAUGGGUUUAAUAAAUCAUCACUUCCGACGUCGAAUAAGAAGUUUGGAAGAAGUACGAGCCUGAAUGACUCUAUGAGCACUGGCAAUCUGAACUCGAAUUCGAGUUCAAAUGGAAAUGCUAAAGGCAACAACGGGAAGGGCAAGAAACGUAACAGAGGGAAUAGUGGCACGAUCCAUUUUAUCAUGGCUGAUCCAGACCAACUGAAGGGUAAUAAAAAACGGCGGAUUUCACGGAAAAAGCCAGAUUCAUUGUCAAGCGGCAAGAAGAAUGGAGAUAAGUUUGUUCCACUGCGAAACUCUACCAAUAUUGUGAACAACAGGAACAGGUCUACUAGUCCAGUCAAGGAAAAGAAUAUCAACACCGUCAGUGGUGGUGCGAACAUCAACAAUACCAGUGGGAACGAAAACAACGUUUUUUGGGAAUCAGGAUAGAUAACGUUUUUUUAUGUUUGUUCCAUUCCUCAAUUUUUUUUAGCUCUAAAUAGUUUACAUUCUAGCGGACAGUAAUUAAGCACUUAUGAACCUAUAAAGAGGAAAAG
Molecule: messenger RNA, 2840 nt
Organism: Pichia membranifaciens NRRL Y-2026
Lineage: Eukaryota; Fungi; Ascomycota; Pichiomycetes; Pichiales; Pichiaceae
Exons: 1
Coding region: 397-2733 (778 amino acids)
Source: RefSeq, a predicted model, not a curated record